Molecule: messenger RNA, 1209 nt
Organism: Naegleria lovaniensis
Lineage: Eukaryota; Heterolobosea; Eutetramitea; Acrasida; Naegleriidae
Exons: 1
Coding region: 1-1209 (402 amino acids)
Biological process (GO): conversion of methionyl-tRNA to N-formyl-methionyl-tRNA; biosynthetic process
Molecular function (GO): methionyl-tRNA formyltransferase activity
Source: RefSeq, a predicted model, not a curated record
AUGAAGAAAGUAUUCCAACAUGGUCUCUCGUCAUCCCAGCGAUCGCUCGCAAAGAAUAUUUUUUUUGGGAAACAAUCCUUCUUUCAAUCAUCAUUAAGCCACAAUCACAGAGGAUUCAGCAUUUCAAAUGCACUCAAUGAUAAGAAAAGAAUAUUAUUCUUUGGAUCGGACGAUUUUUCAUUAAAUACUCUCAAAUUGGUCCAUUCGGAAUUUGUGAAAAAUGAUUUAGCAAAUAUUUAUGUGGUAUGCCCGCCUGAUCGUAAAGCAAUCCGAAGAAAUUCUAUCACAAAUAUUGAAUGUGUGGUAAAAACGUUUUGUAAAGAGAAUAACGUUCCGUUUGUUCAUCCAAUAGAGAAAUAUCAAACUCCAGAAGAGCGAAAGAAAAUUCAAAGAUUGGAUUUACAAGACAUUCCCAAAGAUCCUUUAUUGUUUGGAGAGAAUAACCAUGAUUUUACUCCAAAAUUCGAUCUAGGAAUUGUGGUCAGCUUCUCUUAUUUUCUUCAAUCAGGACUACUAAAUCAAUUCAAAUCACCAGAUGGAAGAAACUCUAAUAUAUUCAACAUUCAUCCCAGCUUAUUGCCCAGAUAUCGGGGACCAGCUCCAAUACAUCAUGCUCUUUUGAAUGGAGAUACUGAGACAGGUAUUACAAUUAUUGAAUUGGAUGACAAGGAAUUUGACGUAGGCCAUAUUGUAAAACAAAAACGAUUUCCAAUUGAACCAACAGAAACCUUUACUCAAUUACAUGAUAGACUUUCAAAAAGUGGAGCUGAAAUGAUAGUUGAAAUGAUUGAAGAGUGCAAUUUUAAUUUCUCCAUGUUGAAACGAAUGAACCAAGCUGAUAUGACAGAUACCAUUAAGCCAACAAGGGCACGAAAAGUUAAUUUUGACAUGGGGGAACUUGAUUUCAUGAAAGAAGAUGUUCUAGCAAUAUAUAACAAGUGGAGAGCUCUCGAAAAGAUACACGUACCAUUCCAUGAUCGUUGUCAUGAGUCGAAAUUAAUUCUUAAAAACAUAAGCUACCCAAUUAUGGAUGAGGCUGUGCCCAGUCACGACAUUGGAACCUUAUUUAUUGACAAUACAAACUCUCUGUGGUUGCAAUGCAAGGGAGGAAAGCUUAAAAUCAACAUCUUACAAAUAGAGAAAAAGACGGAAAUGAACAGCAAAGACUUUGUUAAUGGCAAUAAGAGCAAGCUUCCCAUGAAGCUCUGA